AUGCAAAUGUCGCUUGGAUUUCUGUGCCUAUGUCAGCUUAUGCUGAUGGCUUCCAUGGCUUAUGGAAGUUCUCUUAAAGGUGAAGAGCAACUGGAGGCUCUCUUGGACACAGAGACCCAGCUUAUUGAUGAACUGAGGGAUUAUAUUGAGCGGCUAGAGUUACAGCUGGAGGAGAUCCGAAGGGAGACGGAGGCCAUUGCAGAGGUACACCGCCAGGUACACCCCGAUGGCGUGGAGGAGUACAUGGGCAAUCCCUUGAAUGUUCUCACCAUUCUGAAACGUUUUGAUAGUGUUUGGCCCAGACUAGAGCAAAUGGCAAAUGCCACAGAUCAACUUGGUGUGAAUGAGGAAUUCACCAAAAGAAACCUAGCCCUGCCCACCGAUGAGGAGUAUGAGGAAUCCCUAAGCCGCCUCCUCCACCUGCAAUCGGUCUAUGACUUAGAGCCCAGCAGUCUCUCGUUGGGUCUAGUCAAUGGCAUAAAGAUGGGCUCGGCAAUGUCCUGGGGCGACUGCCUGGAAGUGGCGCGCAAUUCAGAGUCCUCUGUGGCUAGAUUUUGGCUGGAAACAGCCAUGAACAAGCUGCCAUCGCCCACUGAAAACUCCACGGACUACACAAAGGAACGGGAAAAUGGUCGUGUCCAGAUUCUAGAAGAACAACUAAACAUGGAAUACAAAGCAGGUGAACUUACCCGGGCUCUGACAGCUGCCGAGGAGUUGCUGCUCCUGUUUCCGACGAACCAAAACGUUUUAAAAGCCAAGGCUAAGAUUGAGAAACGUCUGGCCAAGAAGGAUUUGCCCGCGGGAAAGACACAAAAGUCAAAGGAAAAGACGCAAAAAACUAAGUCUGCGGAACAGUUGCUCGUCGGGGAACUCUGCCGCGGGGCAACCCAAGCACCCACAAUAGGAAGUCGCUUCAGUCAGUGUCAUUUUGAAGGACGAACGCCAUGGACCCUCCUCCAGCCCGCCAGAUUGGAGCCCCUGAGCUCAGACCCUCAUGUGGUGCUAUAUCACAAUGUAAUGACCUUAAAGCAGACCGAUCAAUUGCUAGAGCUCACCGACGAGCAGAAGGAUAGCAGACCUGGUUACCAGCCUCUGGAGUUUUCUAAGCUGGCUCAGAAGAAGCUGAAAAGUAUUCUCCAUCACCUUGACGACAAGACGGGAGUCCAGAAGCCAGCGUGGGAGGCACGUCGUCAUAGCCACGAACAUACCACCUCCCGGUUGGAGGAUAAUCCGGGACAUGUGGCACGUGGCAUGCUGAAAUUGCAAGAGGCCGGAAUGGGAGGUGCCCUGGUUUUCCCCCAACUGGAACUCGGAGUGAAUAUCCCACGUGGUUCGGUGCUCUACUGGCGUACACGCACCUCCGACGUAUCUCCUCCGGAGUGGGACUACCGCAGUCAGCACGCUGUAUGUCCGGUGCUCCUGGGUUUUCAAGUUUCUGCAUGGACAGGACUCAGUUGACUCUGUCGGGGAAAUUGAUGCGAGAGUUUUCCACGAGGGCUUUCCACGAUGCGUGUUACGUACAUAUGUAUGCAUUAAUUGGCUGCGGGGGACUGAAAUAAAGUUGGCCUUGGCAUUUGAU
Messenger RNA from Drosophila ananassae, 1579 nucleotides. RefSeq names its product prolyl 4-hydroxylase subunit alpha-1. The record is from RefSeq and is a predicted model, not a curated record. NCBI's taxonomy places the organism in Eukaryota, Metazoa, Arthropoda, Insecta, Diptera, Drosophilidae. Gene Ontology annotation, cellular component: endoplasmic reticulum. The transcript is spliced from 6 exons. Gene Ontology annotation, molecular function: protein binding; procollagen-proline 4-dioxygenase activity. Bases 1 to 1458 code for a protein of 485 amino acids.